GUCCCCUCUGCCUUCUCUUCGGAGGACUCCGGUACUGGCUUCACUGCGGACCACAGAGCACUUUAAGGAGGAAUCCUCAGCAGCUGCAAGGCCUUCCCUCCCUGGACCCUCAUGGGUAGUUUCUGCCUCCGACGAUGAUGGAGAGCCUAAUACGGGGAAGGAAUCCCCCACAAUAUCAGCGAAGUCCUUACAAGGAGGCUCGUGCAGCCCUUCGAAAGAGGCCUGAAGAGGAGUUGCAGUGCCUGGAGAUGACCACCAAACGGAAGCUCAUUGGCCGCCUGGUGCCAUGCCGCUGCUUCCGCGGUGAGGAAGAGAUCAUCUCAGUGUUGGAUUACUCCCACUGCAGCCUGCAACAGGUGCCCAAGGAGGUCUUCAACUUUGAACGCACACUAGAGGAGCUCUAUCUGGAUGCCAAUCAGAUCGAGGAGCUGCCAAAGCAAUUGUUCAACUGUCAAGCUCUGCGGAAACUAAGCAUUCCUGAUAACGACCUCUCAAGCCUGCCAACCUCCAUUGCUAGUCUCAUUAAUCUGAAAGAACUCGACAUCAGUAAAAAUGGUGUACAAGAAUUUCCAGAAAACAUAAAGUGCUGUAAGUGUUUAACCAUUAUUGAAGCCAGUGUCAAUCCCAUUUCUAAACUACCUGAUGGCUUCACACAGCUUCUUAACCUGACCCAGCUCUACCUGAAUGACGCCUUCCUUGAAUUUCUUCCAGCUAAUUUUGGAAGACUUGUCAAAUUGAGAAUCUUAGAGUUAAGAGAAAAUCACUUGAAAACUCUACCAAAGUCAAUGCACAAACUGGCCCAGCUGGAAAGACUUGACCUUGGCAAUAAUGAAUUCAGUGAGCUGCCUGAAGUUCUGGAUCAAAUACAGAAUUUGAGGGAGCUGUGGAUGGACAACAAUGCAUUGCAGGUGCUGCCUGGGUCUAUAGGGAAGCUAAAGAUGCUGGUAUACCUGGAUAUGUCAAAAAAUAGGAUAGAAACGGUUGACAUGGAUAUUUCUGGAUGCGAAGCCCUUGAGGACCUCUUACUAUCAUCCAAUAUGUUGCAACAGCUGCCUGACUCAAUAGGAUUGCUGAAAAAGCUAACGACUCUAAAAGUAGAUGACAAUCAGCUUACAAUGCUACCCAGUACAAUCGGAAACUUAUCGUUACUAGAAGAAUUUGACUGCAGCUGCAAUGAACUGGAAUCCCUUCCUUCCACCAUUGGCUACCUGCACAGCCUGAGGACCUUAGCAGUUGACGAGAACUUCCUCCCAGAAUUGCCCAGAGAAAUUGGAAGUUGUAAGAAUGUCACCGUUAUGUCUCUACGUUCCAAUAAGCUAGAAUUUCUUCCUGAAGAAAUUGGGCAGAUGCAGAGACUGCGAGUCUUAAAUCUGAGUGAUAAUAGGUUGAAGAAUUUGCCAUUCUCUUUCACCAAACUCAAAGAGCUUGCAGCACUGUGGCUUUCCGACAAUCAGUCCAAGGCCCUUAUCCCUCUACAAACAGAAGCCCACCCAGAAACCAAGCAAAGAGUACUGACCAACUACAUGUUUCCCCAGCAGCCCCGUGGUGAUGAAGAUUUCCAGUCAGACAGCGACAGCUUCAACCCCACGCUGUGGGAGGAGCAGAGACAACAGCGCAUGACUGUUGCCUUUGAAUUUGAGGAUAAAAAAGAAGAUGACGAAAGUGCUGGGAAAGUUAAGGCGCUCUCCUGCCAAGCCCCCUGGGACAGGGGCCAGCGUGGGAUUACUCUCCAACCUGCCAGGCUGUCUGGCGAUUGCUGCACACCAUGGGCCAGGUGUGAUCAGCAGAUCCAAGAUAUGCCCGUCCCCCAGAGUGACCCCCAGCUGGCAUGGGGUUGUAUAAGUGGUCUCCAGCAGGAGAGGAGCAUGUGUGCUCCAUUGCCAGUGGCAGCACAGUCCACCACUCUUCCUUCUCUAAGUGGCAGACAGGUUGAAAUAAACCUAAAACGAUAUCCAACUCCUUACCCAGAGGAUUUAAAGAAUAUGGUAAAAUCUGUUCAAAAUCUGGUGGGUAAGCCAAGCCAUGGAGUGCGUGUUGAGAACUCAAAUCCAACAGCUAACACGGAGCAAACUGUGAAAGAAAAGUUUGAACACAAGUGGCCGGUGGCCCCAAAGGAGAUUACAGUGGAGGAUUCUUUUGUUCAUCCAGCUAAUGAAAUGAGGAUUGGGGAACUUCACCCUUCAUUAGCUGAGACCCCUCUGUACCCACCCAAACUUGUUCUGCUAGGGAAGGACAAAAAAGAAUCAACUGAUGAGUCUGAAGUUGACAAAACUCACUGUCUGAAUAACAGUGUCUCCUCAGGCACCUACUCAGACUACUCGCCUUCCCAGGCUUCCUCGGGAUCCUCUAACACCCGGGUGAAAGUGGGGUCCCUACAGACAACAGCUAAGGAUGCCGUCCAUAACUCUUUGUGGGGUAACAGGAUUGCACCACCUUUCCCACAGCCUCUGGAUGCGAAGCCAUUACUCAGCCAGCGGGAGGCUGUUCCCCCAGGGAACCUCCCCCAGCGUCCUGACCGGCUGCCAAUGAGCGAUGCUUUCUCUGACAACUGGACUGAUGGCUCCCACUAUGACAACACAGGUUUUGUCUCAGAGGAAGCCACAGGCGAGAAUGCCAACAACAAUCCUCUCUUAAGCUCAAAGGCCAGAAGCAUACCUGCUCAUGGGCGCAGGCCAUUAAUCAGGCAAGAAAGGAUCGUCGGUGUUCCCCUGGAACUGGAGCAGUCCACACACAGACACACGCCAGAAACAGAAGUGCCUCCUUCCAAUCCCUGGCAGAAUUGGACCAGAACACCCAGUCCAUUUGAAGACAGGACUGCCUUUCCUUCCAAAUUAGAAACAACCCCUACUACCAGUCCCUUGCCUGAAAGAAAAGACCACAUGAAGGAGCCUACAGAGGCAGCUGGUCCCUUUUCUCCAGGAGUGCCAUGGGAGUACCAUGACUCUACCCCCAACAGGAGUCUUGGUAAUGUCUUUUCUCAAAUCCACUGCCGUCCAGAAUCAUCUAAAGGUGUUAUUGCAAUGAGCAAAAGCACAGAGAGGCUCUCCCCACUCAUGAAAGACAUAAGGUCCAACAAAUUCAAAAAGUCUCAGAGUAUUGAUGAGAUUGACAUCGGCACCUACAAGGUUUAUAACAUUCCACUGGAAAACUAUGCCUCUGGGAGUGAUCACUUAGGAAGCCAUGAGAGGCCAGACAAGCUGUUGGGACCAGAGCAUGGCAUGUCCAGUAUGUCCAGGAGCCAGUCGGUACCUAUGCUGGAUGACGAGAUGCUCAUGUACGGAAGUAGUAAAGGGCCACCCCAACAAAAAGCAUCUAUGACUAAGAAGGUCUAUCAGUUUGACCAAAGCUUCAAUCCACAAGGGGCAGUGGAAGUUAAAGCAGAGAAGAGGAUUCCACCCCCUUUUGCACACAAUUCUGAGUAUGUGCAGCAGCCCAGCAAAAACAUCGCCAAGGAUCUGGUCAGCCCCAGAGCCUACAGAGGAUACCCACCCAUGGAGCAGAUGUUCUCCUUUUCCCAGCCAUCUGUGAAUGAGGAUGUCAUGGUGAAUGCUCAGUUUGCCAGCCAGGGGCCCAGGGCAGGCUUCCUAAGGAGGGCUGACUCCCUGGCCAGCUCUACUGAGAUGGCCAUGUUCAGAAGGGUCAGUGAGCCCCAUGAGCUGGCUCCUGGUGACAGGUAUGGCCGAGCAGCCUAUAGGGGAGGGCUGGAAGGCCAGAGCAGCAUUUCAAUGACUGAUCCCCAGUUCCUCAAAAGGAAUGGCAGGUACGAAGAUGAGCACCCUUCAUAUCAAGAAGUGAAAGCGCAGGCGGGCAGUUUCCCCGCUAAAAACCUUACCCAGAGGAGGCCUCUAUCCGCCAGGAGCUACAGCACAGAGAGUUAUGGGGCCUCCCAAACAAGGCCAGUUUCAGCUAGGCCUACCAUGGCAGCCCUCCUGGAAAAAAUACCAUCUGACUAUAACUUGGGUAACUAUGGUGACAAGACAUCAGAUAACAGUGAUAUAAAGACAAGGCCCACCCCUGUGAAGGGAGAGGAGAGCUGUGGCAAAAUGCCGGCAGACUGGAGACAGCAGCUGCUUAGACAUAUAGAAGCUAGAAGGUUAGACAGGAACGCUGCUUACAAACACAACACAGUUAACCUUGGCAUGCUGCCCUAUGGAGGUAUUUCAGCAAUGCAUGCAGGCAGAAGCAUGACUUUAAACUUGCAGACUAAGUCUAAAUUUGACCUUCAAGACCUACCUCUUCAGAAAACCCCGUCCCAGCAAAGCAACAUUUUAGACAAUGGACAAGAAGAUGUGUCUCCUAGCAGCCAGUGGAAUCCUUACCCACUUGGGAGGCGGGAUGUACCUCCGGACACCAUUACUAAAAAGGCAGGCAGCCACAUUCAGACCCUGAUGGGGUCACAGAGCCUUCAGCACCGCAGCCGGGAGCAGCAGCCAUAUGAAGGGAACGUCAACAAAGUAACUAUUCAGCAGUUCCAGUCGCCAUUGCCCAUCCAGAUCCCCUCAUCACAGGCCACCCGGGGACCUCAGCCUGGACGGUGCUUAAUUCAAACCAAAGGGCAGAGGAGUAUGGACGGCUAUCCCGAGCAGUUCUGUGUGAGAAUAGAAAAGAACCCCGGGCUUGGAUUUAGUAUCAGCGGUGGAAUUAGUGGGCAAGGAAAUCCUUUCAAACCUUCCGACAAGGGUAUCUUUGUUACUAGGGUUCAGCCUGAUGGACCAGCAUCCAACCUACUACAGCCCGGUGAUAAGAUCCUUCAGGUUUCUGGGUUCAAGCCUGAGAUACACGCAAUCCUUGCAAUCCUUGAGCGUGCCCACAAAAUUAAGGAACAUGUAGUUACAACAAGUCACCACUAGGUGGAGAGCGUCUUCCUAGAUUGAUGCCUGAGCCUAGACAAGUCCUCAGAAGACUCAAUGUCUGACAGUUAUUAAUGCCCGUUCCUAUGCUCUUUAUUAAAGAUCAUGAUUGUGAUAUAAAUUUAAACGACGCCAAUGGAUUCUGUAUCUUUUGUACUAAAACGCUCAGGUUGAAUCAAUUUACCAGAGUGCAUAUUUCUCUCUCUCUCAGCCUUGGAUCCAUGUGUGCUGUGAUUCCGAUUUUUCUAAACUAUUCAGCAAGCUCAUCCACCAGUUUCACAGUUUUUCUCUAGAUUGUUUGAGUCUUCCAAAUACUUUGUGCUGAUCUCCCUCAUUUUAUCCACAUUGCCAUAGAGACUCACUGUGGUUCUGAGAUAUUUCGGGUCUCAGGACCUCUGACAGAUGGGUCCUGGUUAAAGAAGCCAUGUCUAAGCUAAGGGUGUCUUAGGCUCUGCUUGGGUUUCUCCCUUGCUGAUCCCAUUAACACCCCCCCAAACCGGGGGCCUCAGACUCCCCUCUGCCUACACUUAAUCUUGUCCAGCGAAAGUAAACAGAAGACAAGAUGUUCUUUCCUGAAGCUUAUUAAAACUUUAAAUCUGCUCUUUUUCUCCAAAGGAAGCUGCUUUCUUCUGGCCACAAGGUCAUCAGCCCCCACAGUGAGCUCUUAGCAGAUUCUGGUCAGCCUCUUUCAGGGGCUGGGGACUAAUCGCUGUGACCCCAAGCCUGCUGGUUUUGACACCAGGCAGGCUCACCAGCUGAGCUUCCGCUCCUUUUAGGCGGCUAAGGACUCCUUGGACAGCUUGGCUUGCACAGUGCUACCUGCCAGCAAGCACAGUGCUGCCAGCGCUGGUCUCUUCUUUCGGAAAACAUUUGGCUCUUUAACCUGCUUUCUUCUCUCUUUCGUCAUUACCCUCCUUUCAGACUUCAUGAACUAACCAGGGGAAUGAGAAGUGCCAAGAACCCCGGGACAAUGCUCCAGGUGUGCCCCACUGUACUGCCGCAUCUUCCUUGUGUAUCUGGCCCUGGGCUAGCACUCAAUGUUUAGUAGAAACCACCAAAGUGGGUUUCUUUGUUUUUUUGUUUUUUGUUUUUGUUUUUUUAUCUACAUAGUAGCCUUAGUGUUUCAGUCAUGGAAUAUUCUCUCAGUCAGGACACUCCUCCUUGUGCUGAGAUCAUGACCCUCUUGGGGCUCAGAGCUCAUUUCACUUUCUCCACUGCCAGCUCUGAUGCAAAGCAAACACCAUCUUCAGCUCUGCCGCAUGAAGGCAUCAGGGCUGGGCUUCAGAGGUUCAGAAAAUGAGUGUUACCCAGGUUGCUUAGUGGAGAAGCUUUCAGUGUGGGAAGAGAAGUCUGCAAGAAAAACUGUCUCCAACUUACUGGGCCGCUGACAUUUUUCCAGUUUGCUACCUCCUGAGAGAUCACCGAGGUGCACUUCACUGGUGUUCCUUAAAGCAGAGUUCCCUAAGAGGAAAAUAAUCAGGUCCUGUCUUUUUGCUGUAAGUAGUAAGCUGUUUGCAGCUAUCCAUCUUGACCCGUUUUCUUCCUGUUUUAAACAAUCUGGCAACACAUUUGCAUGCAGCUCUUCAGCCUUACUGUGGGAUCAUUCAACUUAGCAAUAAGUGCUUUGCAUUUGACAGGAUCUCAAAGAUUCCUUCUGGCCAAGAGAGACUCCACCCAGAGGGAUGCUUUAGUCAUCUAAGAUACUGUUGCCCAAACUGCACAUCUCUGUGCCUGCCUCCGAACACAAGUCAGAUGUGGGAAGCAAACCCCCUCCAACUACACACAUACACACACACACACACACACACACACCUGUCUCCCUCUGUACUAGUACUCCUUUUUUUCAUUUACACAAACUUCUUCACAAAAUCUGGGCCUCUAGGAUCUGGGGCCCUAGGUCAUCAUAAAUAGCUCAAAAGUAAGAAACCAGGAGUUUGGUUUUCCUUUUUAAAACUGUUUUUAUAAAUAUUCCCACAUGUUCACCUACCAAGAUGUAGACAUUUAAUUGUUUGUUUGUUUGUUUGUUUAUUCAGAAUGCUUCUAGACCUGUAAUUUGAAUAGGUGUAGUUGAGGGACCUGUCUACUGUUGUUUCAAGGCAUCAUACCCAGGAUUCUGAGCCUGCCCAGCAUGUAGAUGCCCACCCCAGCCCCUACGGAAGUGCCCAAGGGGCUGUCUCCAGAGCCCUAGCCUGCAGGGUUAAUGCUUUUUCUUUUUUUUAAUUAUCAAUGAUUUUUUUAUAAUUUUUAUUUUUUUAAUAUUAGUUACAGUUUGUUAACUUUGUAUCCCUGCUAUAUCCCGCUCCCUCUCUCCCUCCCAAUCCUACCCUCCCACCUUCAUCUCCUCCCUGCCACUUUCCAAGUCCACUGAUAGGGGAGAACCUCCACCCUUCCAUCUGAUACUGGUUUAUCAAGUGUCUUCAGGACUGGCUGCAAAGUCCUCCUCUGUGGCCUAGCAGAGCUGCUCGUCCCUGGGGGAGGGGUGUCAAAGAGCCCACCAUUGACUUCAUGUCAGAAACAGUCCCUUUUCCCCUUAUUAGGGUACCCACUUGGAUACUGAGCUACCAAGGGCUACAUCUGAGUAGAGGCUCUAGGUUGCAUCCAUACAUGGUUCUUGUUUGGAGAAACAUAUCAAUAAUUUUUUAAAAACCUUUAUUUUUCUGGUUAAUUUUCAAUUAAGUCAAAUAAAUAGAGGCCUAUGUUCAAAGUUCUAAAAUUGGAACAAUUGAACAGACUUUCCCAUCAAGAAACAGUCAAGUGGGGAGACAGAUGCUUAUGAAGCCUAACAAACUCCUGUGUCUGUGAGACAUGGGGACACCAGAGAACACAUGCUCACUGUCUCUCUUAUUCUGACAAAGUAGCAAAGAAUUCCUUUAAGUUUUUUUGAUUCAUAGUGUGGAUAUGAGGCAUUCUGGAAGGCCAGUUCCUGUUUUUCAUUUGUGUUUUUAUCCAGAAAGGACAAGUCUUUGGAGUCAGAGGCAGCAAUAUCCAGAAUAAGUCAUAUUAGGCCUGGCUUGCCAGUCCUUUUGAUUUAGUCCUUCAGGGAAGCUGCCCUCAGUGAUCAAAGCCAGAGAGAAUAUAGGAAUCAGGAUCUCAAGGCUGGACAACCAAGGCCUGCUGCUCUAAUCUAUGUCCUUGAGGUAUUGUGUUUAUACAGAAAAUAAGACCCAAAGGUGCCAACAAGAAAUGCAACUUAAACUGCACCUAUGAUAUUAAAAUUGACUGAGAAGUAAAAGACAGAGUUCCUGGAGUGAGACUGAUGUAAACGCCUCCUGAAUACGUCUUCAACAGCUGAAACUCUUAGUGUUCAGUCCUAAUGGACUUUUCUCUAAGGGUGGUACAACAGUGGCCAUUUAAGCUGUCUUAUCCACAUCAGCUGCUAAGAAGCAGCAACUCUCCAGGUCACCAUAGGGGCGGCAAGGGGAACAGGUGUUUGUUUACUUUCUCUUUGUUUACUUUCAGCAAAACACCAGUUUUUGUUCCUUGAGGUUAAAAUUAGAGCCUCCCCCCCUUUCUUUAGGUGUAGUCUAGGGUUGAGGCAACAGUAAUAGAGUUAGGAUGCAUUCAAAUUCAGCGGCAGAGCCACCCUUGACAGUGAAGAGCUAGAAUGGCCUAGUGUAUCUGUGCAUCAGGAGAAACACGCAGCAUAGCUGCAUUUCAAAAUGAGAUUGUGCACUUGGGAGGUAGAAGAGUUGCAUCUCUGAGUUCAAGGUCAAACUGGUCUACAGAAUGAGUUCCAGGAUAGCCAGGGCUACAUAGAGAAACCCUGUCUCAAAAAAACAAAAAUUAAAAAAAAGGGGGGGAUUAGGUUUUGAAAAUACAUGAGGUAUUUCCUGACCUCCAGGCACCAGUUUAGAAUGCUAGACACCCAGGUUGGAAGGCACUGAAACACAAUCAGUAGAGGGCCAGUAUGGAAAGUCCAUUUGUUGUAAAAAGUUGAUAGUGCUGCUCCAUAAACAUUGUCAUUUUACUUUGUUGUUGUUUGGUUUUGUUUUUUGAGAUAGGGUUUCUCUGUGUAGCCUUUGCUGCCCUGGAGCUUGCUCUGUAAAUCAGGCUUUCCUUGAACUCAUAGAGAUCCGCCUGCCUCUGCCUCUUCCUCCUGAGUGCUGGGAUUACAGGCAUGUGCCACCACUGCCCGGCUGUCAUUUCACUCGUAAGUCAGUUUUUGGAAUCCCCAUAUCUUUGGGACAAUAAAAAAAACAAUAAAUAUCCUUUAUUAAGGAGACUGGUUCUUUUUUUUUUAAUGGUAUAUUGUUACAUGACAAACAAUCAAAAACUGUCACACUAAGGUAUUAGACAUGACAGUGAAUUUUGAAGCAGCCACCAAAGAAGUGGAGAGAAUAAAUCAAAUUUUUUAAAAAAUAUUUGAGUAGGAGCUUGGGAAAUGGUUCAGUAUGUAAAGAGUUUACAAUGCACCUCAUAGGCCUAAGUCAGGACCCUCAGAACACACAAAAAUUCUGGGCACGUUCCUGUUAUCCUUGGCUCAGAAGGCAAAGGCAAAUGACCUCCUGGGCAAGCUGCCUAGCUGGAUUAGCUCUGGUUUCAAAUGUAAGGCCCUGCUCCCAUGUGUAAGAUGGAGAAAGAUUGAGGAACAUGUUUGACAAUCACUUUGGGCCUCCUCUACAAGCACACACACAUGUGCACACAUGCCCAAACACACAGGCACUCACAUAAAAGCAAAAGCAUACAAAAGAAAGUGUAGUAGAAUUUUAGUUCUUAGUUCCUUACAGGAGUUCUAAUACCAUGGAACUCUUGUCUGUGAGAUGGAUGUGGUAUACUUAUUAUAUACAGUAGAUGGAUGGCCUCUAAGAGGGCAACUGUUUGCCCAAAGAAUGACCUACCAGGAGAGAGUUAAUUAAUGUUUGAAGCUAGUCACUUGUCAGUUUAGUACUCCAUGUCUCCCUCCAGACACGAACGGUCAGAUUUUAGACACCAUAUAUUAACAGAAGCAGCAAUUCACUCAUUGUGCCAACUCCAUAGCUAAUUCUGAAGACCUCAUGAUAUGCUUGCCUCUUUCCGAGAUCUGCCUGCUACUCACUGAGGAUAGUAACUGCAGCGCUCCACAGAGCCAUCAGUAUUGGUCCCUCAUCAGAUUGUUCAACCCUGACCUUCAUUGUGGUAUUCAUAUAAAGAAAUGUAGUCUGUACACGCCAGGCUUCGUGCCCCACCCUGUUCACCAUCCAUAGUGUCCAGGUCCCUCAGAGAUUCCAGAAGCCUCUGAAGGGCUUCAGUGAGGUGCUCUAACAGGUCAGGAAGUCACUGAUAAAUCAUAGCUUCUAGAGAAAUGGUUUUUCGGGGUGCUGCUUCAGUCAGACCACUUGCUGUUAGUCACUAAGGAUAACUGCCUGAUCAUGGCUUAGCUCUUGACUUUGCAGGCUUCAUGCCUGGUGGAUGCCAUGUUCAGUUUUAGGAAGGUCACCAGGGGAGGGCGUGUGAAAGCUGUCACUGUGGUUUGAGGGGCUGAGGCAUCUCCCUUGACCAUCUGCAUCUCACAGUGCAUUUCAGGAUGGGUCACAGCCAAGGCUUGUGAAGAGAGCUUUUCCGGAAGCUGGAAAGAGAAGAGGGGUGGUUUCCAGGAGCACAGGCACACACCCACCUCCCUCAAGUUUAGGGUUGAAACUGCUAGGUCCUCACUAACAACGUCCCAACAUUGUCUGGUUGGCUGGCUAGCUUCAAGAUGAGACUAGCUCAGAGAGGCUUUGAGCAAGUGAAGAGAAAUCCCUCUUUCCCUGAGAAAUUCAAUCCUCAAUUACUUAUGGUGGUUGCCUGGGGUAGGGGUGGGGAAUGCUGUAAAUCAUGGCUUUUAUUGCUGUUCUUUGGCUUUUGGUUUUGAAUUCUUGGGAGGCUGUUUCAAGCAAUAAUGUGAGGUAUGCAGUAAUCCUGUCAGGUGCUACCUCAGGCUUGGAGUUAGAGGGUCUUCUGCAGGUUGCCUAAUUACAUACACAAUUAACAUCAGGGCUGAAAAGCUUAACCUUAUCAGGGAUGAAACUAGGUUUUACAGAGUUCCUUUAACCAAAUAAGGUUGCUACUUUCUAUCUCCUUCCUGCAUCUGCCUUGGGACCAUUAACUGCUAAGUCACUUUGACCAUUUUCAUUGAUCUCCCCAGAUGAGAAUCACUUUCUUUAAAUCACAAAGGCUUAAACAACAAUGUAGAAAUCUACUUAUCAUUUCUUUCCAAUUUAAUACUUCACUCUUUGUCAUAUUUUCAUUUUCUUGCAUUAGUUCCCAUGGCAACAAGUCUGUUGGCAGUGAAAGCGUAACUCUGCUUUUAGCUUUGAGCACAGUGUUAAACUCCUUUUUAGGCAAGUGCCACAUAAACAAGCAGAGGCUGGCAUUCUCUUGCUAAUGACAUUUUCCUCUUACAUUGAUUUCCCAGCCUAUCCCUAACUAAGCAAAGCUCUCACAAGUACUACUCAGAACCCCGACAGAGAAAUAUGCAGAAGCCUUCCAGGCACCACAGCUUCAAGAAAUUAACCUUUGGGUUCCUAUGGCUUCCCUCUUCCAUGUGGCAGUAAUAUGAAAGCAUCCAUUAGGGCUGAACAGAAAAGCAAAUUUCGGUCAAUUCGUAUUAAAAACAAGCUCAGUAUAUCUGAGGACAUACAUAUGUCCUGAACUGAGCUUCAAAUCAGGGUCAAAUGGCAAGACAAGAGGCACUUAAGCAGACUUUCUCCCAGUAAGCAAGUGGCAAAGAGGCCAGGCUCUAAGCUCUUGAAACGAAGCAGACUCAGGUAUGAAAAACAUGAUAUGGUCCUGUUGGUUGCCUGCACAUAGGGAAACUUCAGUUGCAACAAUUUGUGACCAACUUUGAAAAAGCAAGUGAUUCCAUCAGACUUAAUGAUGUACACUUGUAAUCAGCAAUGGAGUGCUAAGACAGGAAUAUUACAAGUUUGAGGUCAGUCUGGGCUACAUGGUAAGAUCUUGCAAGGGCUGGGAUGUAAUGUCCUAGGUUAAAUUCCCAGCAUCUAAAAAGCCUACCAAAAGCUGAAGGGAUGGGAUGUAGAAAUAAAGGGGAGAGGAGUCUGCAGAAAAUCCAACCCCAAGAUUAAGCGUUCGUUUUAAAUUUUAGGUUCCAGCAUGGCUUGGCAGCUCUAAUUACUGCUUCAGUGUCCAGGAAGCAACAGGUCUAUGUCAGAAACUAAACAGGAUUUACCCAGAUAUGUGUAGAUUAAAAAACAAAAACAAAAACCAACACAGAUGCAUUCAGGGGUAUGGAUAUAUAUUAAGUAAAAUGUGGUUAUGUCAAGUAUAGUUAGGAGAAUGAUCAAAUGCAAAUGAUCUCUUUUUUGCUUGGUCUCAUGAAACACUUGAGCACCAAGCUGCUUAUAUUGUAUAAAUGUAUUUUUGGGUGUUCAAAGGUUAUUUUCCUAUAUUAAGAAGUUUAUUAAAACCUUUUAUUGCAACUCAGGUUUUGUGUCUCUUAGACACAUCUUUUUCUUUGCUAGUUUGUUUUGCACAACUGGAGUGUGAGGUUGGAUAAUGCCCAACAGGUCACCUGAACUGCCAGGUAGCUAGACUAAGGAAAGUAUUUGACACAUGGACAAACCACGUUGUUUUUCAUAGCUCUCCAUCCUUCUACUAAAUAUGGUUAGUCGGGAAAUCUUAGAUGAAUUUGUUUUUUUAAAGUCUCUGGAAAAACCAAGACAAAUCUCUCAGGCAGAUAAAGAAUUUCCUGUAUUUGCCCAAGUGUACUAUUAAAAUAAAUAUUAUUUUCAAUACUUGUUUUUCUACCCAGAGGGUAUUCACUGGUCUCAGACCAGAAAAAGGACACCUUGCUUAGAUCAGGACAGCUGAGUACUGCUUAACUCUUAGGAAACUUUGUUUUGCUUUGAUGUCAACAGACUGCAAGGAAUGUUUUCGUAUUUCUUCUCCAAUAAUUAGACAUUUCCUUUGCUUCCCUCCUCAAAAGAGCAAGCCUUACUGUGAUGUAUGUUUGGAGGAAAGAGAAAGGUAACUGGCAGGUAAACCACUCAACUUUUGUUGGAGGAGUCGAUCAAGUUCUUUCUGUAUUCAGUGACUAGAAAGGCCUGAAGGUAGAUACGAUAGUGACACUGUUCACACAGGAAGGAAAGCACAGUCCAUGCUGGCACGAAGCCAGCAGAUCUACUGAACUUCCAAAGGGUAAGCUCAUUUUGAGGUCACUACAGGUUAUGGCAAGAAUGGGAAUUUUCUUUCCUACUUACAGCCACCCAAGGGCACCCACACUCAGCUGUGUAUGAGAACUCAACUGUGGUCUCAUUUUUUUCAGGAACCAAUAAGCAUCAGAAAAGUGACUAUGUUGCAAGACAAGGGUGGGCUCCAAGAGGUGUGUAGAGAGUUAUACAGACACACUGAAGGCUGCCUUGAAAUUUAUUUUCCCAUCUUCCAAACUAUCAGAUCGAUGACUUUUGCCCUCAGCAAUUUGUGGGAGACAAAUCUAUUUCAUUAUUCUGUAAGUUCUAAUGUUUAAUGUUUCAAACUCAUACAAAUUUCUGAAGUCCUAUCAGCCAGUUAGUGAAGUAUCUCACUCUCAUACAUGUCACAGAGAAACUCGUAAGCGACACAGCUUUGGGUCUCUUGGCUAGUACUUUUGGGUGGGACCUGGCUUCUCUACCCGGGGAACACAUCCACAGUAACAGGGCUCCACUGUCAGAGCGUGACCUGAGACCUUACCCCAAAACCUCCUUUCCAGCUGGUGACACUCGAGUGGCAGGUGAAGUGCUCUCUGUCCAUCCUUUGCCGUUCAUGUGGACAUCUUGAUGUGUGUCAGUGCACUGACAUUCUACACGCUGUAUAUAUUGCAUGCAUUUCACUGCAGUCUAUGGACACUCCCUUUGUAGAGCUUUUACAAAGAACCAAGAAGCCAAGGCAGUUUAGCAAAUGAGGCUCAAUAUCUAUAAACUGGGGCCUUUUCUGUCUCUUUGCUAGCCUAGGUGUCUGUACACAAACUGGGUGGGAGGGUAGCGAGCACCUCACACAUCACAUUUUGGUUUUCUACUUGGGUGUACUCUAGCCAAUUCAAAACAAAUUGCUUACUUUAAUAAUGAAGUUUCCAUUUUAUAUUAAAAAAUCAAACCAUGACAUGUUUAAUUGAAAUGGCUGUAUUGUAAUUAAUAUUUUGAGAUAAUUGUGAUUUUGAACUUAAAAUUAUAUAGAAAAAUUGUCAUUUUUGUAUGUGUUAAAAAUAAUGUACCAUGAUUAGCAGUACUUUUUAGUUGAACCACAUAAUGAUGUAUAUAAAACUGAAUGAAGAAACACUUACUACUUUACUAACAUAGAUUGUGAAUGUACUUCAUGGUUUUUUGCCAUAUGAGACCAUAACAACCUUGAAAGCUGUUUAAUUUUAUGUGCAAAGUCCCACUAAUCUGUAUUUUGACUUUGCCAAGCCAGCGACUUUGCAAGUGUGAUCUGUACUCUCCAGCUGUGUCUUACGUUCUGACACUAUGGGUUAAGGUAGUGUGUGGUCUGGAAGCAUCUGCAGAUGCGCUUUGUACAGAUAAUUGCGCUGUGCGGUGUACAGCAGAGCCAUUUUUAAGGUUCUGUUGUACUCAAAUUUUUCAGUACUUAAAAGUGUUUUGAAUAACAUAAAAGUCUAUUGUAUAAAUAAUAAAAUGUCACCUUAUUA
Molecule: messenger RNA, 14448 nt
Organism: Meriones unguiculatus (Mongolian gerbil)
Lineage: Eukaryota; Metazoa; Chordata; Mammalia; Rodentia; Muridae
Gene: Lrrc7
Product: leucine rich repeat containing 7
Exons: 27
Coding region: 135-4850 (1571 amino acids)
Biological process (GO): neurotransmitter receptor transport, endosome to postsynaptic membrane; neurotransmitter receptor transport postsynaptic membrane to endosome
Cellular component (GO): postsynaptic density; adherens junction; postsynaptic membrane
Molecular function (GO): protein binding
Source: RefSeq, a predicted model, not a curated record